This is a messenger RNA of Trypanosoma theileri, 2898 nucleotides long. RefSeq lists its product as uncharacterized. The coding region runs from base 1 to 2898 and encodes 965 amino acids. Lineage: Eukaryota; Euglenozoa; Kinetoplastea; Trypanosomatida; Trypanosomatidae. The record is from RefSeq and is a predicted model, not a curated record. The transcript has a single exon.
AUGUAUCGCACAGACACUCUAGAAGAUCGCGUGGAGUUGUUACUACGCCGCAUUGCGAAAGGUGCUGAACAACGCGAUGCCGUUCUCGAAAACGUCGCCCACGCCGUUGCCGACACGGCGAGUUUAACCGCAUGCGUAGAUGAUGUACGCACGGUAUCACGUCGAAUGCUCUUUUCUUGUGUAGAUAGUGGCGCUGGACUCGCCCGUACGAUUGCUGUGAGUGCCGCCCUCGCCGGCCGCAGUUCCCGCCGAGUGAAACAACUCGAUUUGUUGUUGAGACGUGUGCGGGAUGCGAAGACGACGGCGGAUGCCUUGCGGGAGAUGCGGCACACGAUUGCCCGUGUGAACAGUACAAUUGAUGCCGGUGAUCUUGAGCGUACGGUGCAACUUCUACGCAAGUAUGAAGAGGCCAGUGCGCACUUUGGCGGUUCGGUGCCCCCUGCACUGCUGGAAGAGGAAGAAGGGGAUGAUGAUGAAGAGGAAGAAGAUGAUGAGGAAUACGGAAAUAGCGAAGAUGAGAAUGGAAUGACUGGGGCUACAGAGAAGGAACUGAUGGGGCAUGAUAGUAAAGAGGCGAAGUAUUCACAAGAAGAGAAGAUGACAAGUGCAGAAGGGAAAGAUGCUUUUUCUUCUUCUACACCUGGAAGAGCCGUAAACAGUGGUGAUGGUGUUGUUAUUGGAGGAGAUAAUAAUAAUAAUAUUAAUAAUACUAAUAAUAAUAGUAGUAGUGGUGGUGACAAGAGAAGAAAGACACCCAAGGGUAAGAAUAAGAAAAACAAGAAGAAUAAGAGUGUUAAGAGGAAUGGUGAGGUGGCAUGUGUAAUUUCAUCAGCGCGGGAAGCUGCAAAAGAGAAACUACUGGAAAAGUUUCGUUCUGCUACUCGAGCAAAUGAUAAACUAACCAUUAUGCAAACCAUAAGGUUACUGACACUUCUUGGUUUUCGUGAUGAGGCCUGUGGACUCUACUGUACAUGGAUGUGUGAACACACAAUUGCGGCACUAAAUAAAAUGGUAGAACGGGAAUUACGAAAAAUGGAUGAUCCCAAUGAGGCUGGAAUGAGUCAUCUCGCCCUUGUCUCUACGGCUCUUGAUGUGGUGGUUGCGGCAUUUGAAAAUGAGGAGGAGUUUAUGCGUGAAACGUUUGGAGAUGUAGGGUUAUUACGAUUAUUAACAGAAUUACAUAGUAAAUCCACCAGUCAAUGUGUACCAGUAUUGAAAGAUUUUUUAAAGAAACGACAGGAAGUAUUACGCUCUGUUACAGCUCCUGUUUCUGUCUCUCCUUCUGGUACUGCUGGUAUUGAUAAUAAUGGUGGUGUUACCACUACGACUCUCACUACACUUGACCCACGCCGUACAGAUCAAAUUCUAGAGGAGAUGUCUCAUCUUGUUUCUUGUUGUCAUUUAUAUUGGGCCUUUGCACAAUCAAAGCAGCAGGAGUAUCUACAUAGUGCUGAGGAAAGUGGAAAACAACAACAACAACAACAUCAUCAUCAUCAGCAAGGAGAAGGGCAAUUAACACAAGAUGCAAUGACUUCCGUAGAUUCGUUAUGGUCUUCACGGGAUAACCCACUUAUGAAUACAGUACAAGAGAUUCUUGCAGUGUUUGUUCCUCUACAAAAGAGUUACUUUACUGCGGCAUUUGAUCAAGUUAUGAGAUUACAAAUGGAGGCCUUACAUGGUGUAGGUAGAGAAGGAUCAAUGGGACCUGGAUCCCCAGGUUUGGGUGCUGGUAGUGGAAUGGGUGAAGGUAUUGGUGAACGUAGAGUUACUGGAAUUGGAAGUACUGCUGGUGGUAUUAGUAAUAGUAAUAGUGGUAGUAGUAAGAAACCAGCAACCAUUGCAAGUCCAUCUACCAGAACGGCAGCGAAUUUUAUGACUGGACUUGCAGCAUUAUAUACUUCUACCGGUAUUGCAACUGCAAAUUCAGGAGAGAAUGAGUUUGAACAGGAUGCUGCUUCUCAUCAAGUUCCUAUCACUCUACCAGAUGAUGUAUUCUUCUUUCUUCGUAUUGCCCUUCAUCGGGCGAUGAAUACAAAAUCUACACAGAUUAUAUCUGCUGUAUUUAUCGCAUGUGCAGAGCUUGUGCAAUCUAGAGUUAUUCCAGUUCUGCAGGAGUACACCACUCUCCCUCCCGCAGCACAACUACACCAAUUGCAACAACAACAUCAAGAACACGGUUACACAUUACCUUCUCGAGUCCUGCGGUGGACAAGUGCGGCACAGCGCACCGCCAACUAUGCACAUAAACUAGCAGAUGAAUUACGACAAUUAACGCGUGCCAAUAACUUUACCGGUAAAGAUUUAUUACGUUUUAAUGAAUUAGCAGAAGAUAUGGAUGUGAUUUCACGUGAUCUUUCCGCUACCGUAACCCGAUGGCUCACACACUAUGCGGAAAUUUGUUAUCAAGCUCAUGUCGCCACCUUCCUUGACCGCUUUGCCUCACUCCCCUACACACUCACAGAAGAUGUUUUUUAUCAUUACGAGUUAAGUGAUCCGUGGGUGAAUGCGUGUGUGGUGGCCUCCACCACCGCUCUUAAUCCAUUUGAUAAUCAUCUCGACUCUUACAGUUUUGAUAUUUUUCUGCUUGCACUCGUCCGGCGUGUAUCUAAUGCGAUGUGGCAAUCACUUGUACAAAAGAGCUUUAGUGCCUAUGGGGCUCUGCAGAUGGAUCGUGAAGUACGCACUCUUCGUACCUUUUUCCUCAGCCGUGCUCAUGAACAACAACUGCGGGAGGCUUUUCUCCCACUCACAACAGCCACGACACUGUUACUAUUAGACUCCCCGCAGGAUGCGGAACAUCAAGAUAUGGGCGAGGGACUCACCGCAGAAGAGAAGCGGCGGGUGUUGGCCUGUCGUGCAGAAUUUAACCGUGCAGAGAUUGCGAGACUGAGGCUGUAG